Molecule: messenger RNA, 5452 nt
Organism: Triplophysa rosa
Lineage: Eukaryota; Metazoa; Chordata; Actinopteri; Cypriniformes; Nemacheilidae
Gene: plppr3a
Product: phospholipid phosphatase related 3a
Exons: 8
Coding region: 288-2426 (712 amino acids)
Biological process (GO): signal transduction; phospholipid metabolic process; phospholipid dephosphorylation
Molecular function (GO): phosphatidate phosphatase activity
Source: RefSeq, a predicted model, not a curated record
UCCACGAGAAAGUGGCACAAUUGCGUGGAAAUCUACUUCGGAGACUUUGGGUUGGGGAAAUAGAAGCGGAGCGUCCGGGUUCAUUCAUACUUUCAUACGUCUACUCACCUUUAGCGGAUAAGGGGGAAGUGGACACAAAGAUAUUUUGUUCAAGCGUGAAAUGGAUUAAGUCCCAUCGAGGAAAGCUGGAGCACCACAGACGAACCAAGAGACGGAGAAGGGCUCGGAGGGAGUCGUUGAAUUUUCAACAUCAACGAGAAAGAGAUUAUACUCGGCCAAACCCCAAAAUGUCUCCAAAAGACAAGUCUAAGAAGAAACUUCCCAAAGACAGCAUGACAUUGCUGCCCUGCUUCUAUUUUGUGGAGCUUCCGAUAGUUGCAUCUUCCAUGAUCUCCCUUUACUUCUUGGAGCUGACAGACAUUUUGCAGCCAGCCAAAGUAGGGUACCGUUGCCAUGACCGCACACUGAGCAUGCCCUAUGUGGAAACGGGAGACGAGCUCAUUCCUCUGCUCAUGCUGCUCAGCCUGGCCUUUGCUGGCCCUGCAGCGUCUAUCAUGCUCGGAGAGGCCUUGAUGUACUGUAUGCAGUCCAAGCUGAAGAUUCACCCGGGUUCUGAAGGAAGUAUAAAUGCAGGAGGGUGCAAUUUCAACUCUUUUUUACGCAGGACAGUCCGUUUUGUGGGUGUACAUGUGUUUGGGCUGUGUGCCACUGCACUGGUUACUGACGUUAUCCAGCUGGCCACUGGCUAUCAUGCACCCUUCUUCUUAACCGUAUGCAAACCCAACUACACACUGCCUGGUGUGGCAUGUGAUAAAAACCCCUACAUAACCCAGGACAUCUGCUCAGGCCGGGACCAGUAUGCCAUUCUGUCAGCCAGGAAAACCUUCCCCUCCCAGCAUGCCACUUUGUCUGGCUUUGCAGCCGUCUACAUAUCCAUGUACUUCAACGCCACAAUCUCAGACAGCACCAAGCUGUUGAAGCCCAUGCUGGUGUUUGCAUUCGCCAUAGCUGCAGCCCUGGCCAGCUUGACCCAGAUCACCCAGUACCGAAGUCACCCCAUCGACGUCUACGUGGGCUUUGUGAUUGGAGCUGGCAUUGCUGUUUACCUGGCAUUAUAUGCAGUGGGGAACUUUAAGUCUAAUGAAGACACUCCCCCAAAGCCAAUAAAACAGCCCCAACCUCCACAAAAAGAUCCUCUGCGAGAGCUAACACAGCGUGGCCAUGACUCGGUCUACCAAAAAGCCCAUGCUUCUGAGAGCAAUGAUGAACUAUCCGCCCCGCCGCAUGUUGCCAGCUUGAACCGUAAGGUGCGUCGAGAGAAGGCCUCCAUGGGCAUCCUAAAGAGAGCCAGCGCGGACGUUGAGCUCCUGGCUCCUCGCAAUCCAAUGGGAAAGGAGACCAUGGUGACCUUCAGUAACACCUUGCCCCGCGCCAGCACCAACGCUAUGGAGGAGCCCGCUCAACGUCACAUGACCUUCCAUGUGCCAAUGGACUCACAGCGUUCGAAACAGUUGGUGUCCGAAUGGAAGCAGAAAUCAAUGGAGAUGCGCAGUCUUAGCCUGCGGGACGAAGAAGAGGAUGAAGCCACUGUGGAGGGAGCUGACGGCAGAGAAGGGGGAGUUAAAGAGGAGAUGGGCAUGCCCACCUCCCUUUAUCCUACCGUGCAAGCCAACAGUGGAGCAGCAGUGACGGCAGCAGGGGGUACCAGGGUGAUGAUUCCCCAAAGACCUGGUGCCCCACAGUUAGUUCACAUCCCCGAAGAAGCCACCAGACCACCACCUGUGUCACCCAAAAGCGCAACCACUCGGGCUAAGUGGCUCUCCAUGACAGAGCAAGGAGGACCAGUACCAGCUCCCAUGCCAGAACUGCCACGAUUGCCCAACCAGCCUCGGGUUAUGCAGGUCAUUGCCAUGUCUAAGCAACACGGUCCGGUUACUGUUACCACACCCAAGUCUUCUGAGACUGGCUCCUCUUGUGCCACCUCCAGCACAGGCUCAGAAUCUCCAUACUACCGCAUCCCUUCUGAGCGAGACAGCGCCAGCAUCAUCACAGUAGACGCCCAUGCCCCUCACCACCCAGUGGUGCGUCUUUCUUCAGGCAAUGGGAACACCUGGGACUGGAGGAGCACCUCCAACGGCAACACUGAGGUUCACGAGACCAGCCGAACGCUGCCCAGGCAGGACUGCUUGCGUGAUUAUCGUCCCAUCAAAACAGAGUCCCUGUGCUCAUUUACCUCUGAACCUGACCCAGGAAUCCUGCCUCCCCCACCUCAUCCCGACCUGCUGUUGGACAGCAACCUCAGCCGAGAUUCGUCCUUCCAACGCAAGUCCUCCAUCUCAUCUAAAGACUGGGAGCUUGGACAGCCUCAACCAGAACCUGACCACUUCUUUAAGAACUUGCAAACAAACAGAUCAUUUAAAGACUAACGUGUGUACUGUAGGCCAAAGCAGUGACUCUACAUACUUCUUUCUGGAGAAAACCAAUGUGAAUAUUUUUGGGUGAGAAGACAGGCUUUUUGGUUAUCUCACAUUGAGCAUCUGGGGUGGAUUAGUGCAGAGAAGCACCAGAAGGCUCACACAGACUUGAGGGGCCAAUUGUGAGUCUCUGUGAAGAAAGCAGCCACACAAAUCUGAUUAGCUCAAAGGAAUUGUCAAAUAUUCAACCAAGUGAAAUUCAAAUUCAAGCUGUAAUGUAUCAAUUUAUCACAUUUUCUUCAUCCCCAGCUUCAGAAAUGCACAGGAAAAUGUGCCACUUUUAAGAUACUCUGACACAUUGAAGGUAUUUAUCAUGUAUCAGGAUAAGGUUAACCAUAAUUCUGUUUUAGAGUUCACUAUAAACCUGGAUAUACAUUUUAUUGUACAAGAGGAACUCAUGUUGCAGUUCUUAAAUGAUUCAAUCGGAUAAAGAACCGAGUCAAUUUUAUUGUGGGCUGGAAAUAUGGGCAGGUUAGAGUUCUCAUCACAGCUUUUUGUGCUUUUUAAAGGGAUGGUUCACCCAAAAAUGAAAAUUUUGUCAUGAAUUACUCUCUAGUUGUUCCAAAUCUGUGUAAAUGUAUUGUUUCUGAUGAACACAGAGAAAAAUAUUGGGACAAAUGCUUGUAACCAAACAGUUCUCAGACCUCAUUGACUACCAUGGUAGGAAAAAUCAUAGACAUAAUAAAUAACUAGACGCCGCUUUGCUCCACUGCUGCAAUACGUCAAUGGCACCGCCAUAUUGGUGAGGGCAACAGUGCACUAAAAGACCACUGAACCCAAUGGGAGAGCUGCACUUUUUCGGCAUUAAAAGUACAAUCAUGUUUACAUUUCUUAACAUAUUUCAAUGGUUUACAAUAUACGUAGUGUACAACUUUACCAUAUCUCUAAUCGCUUCAUGUCUCGAUUAUAGCCUACUUUAAAAUUAAUGGUUGUCAUAAGGAAAUGUGAAAUCCAUUAUUUGUGCCUGUUAUUUGUGAGAAUCCACUAGAUGGCACCAUGUUCAGUGAUAUGUUAUAGACAUGACAAGCCACAGAAUAAAUAACCACGUUGCAGUAGUCAUAAAACAGACAUGUAGCCUAGAGAUUGUUUCUAAGAUUUAUUUGAAUCAUCGAACAAAACACCCAAGGUAAUAUAGUUUAAUUUACGUGUUAUAUAAAAACGAAUGUUUUUCACUGUGGAAAUGGUUUUUUCUGUAGUCAUUUUAGACAAUAAAAAGAUAGAAAGAUGUUCUUUUAUUUAUCCGGUAAACCCGUUACAGCAGUAAAACAUGAUGUAUGUGAUAUAGUAAAACAAAUAACACUGCCGUGCAUUGUAAGUAUGAAAUAGCAGUAUAUAGUCAUAUAGUAAAGACGAAUUGUGUCGAAUUUUCCCACAAUUUUAAAGUGAACGAGCUGUGUUCUGAUCACGUGCAUUUAAUCUACCUUAAAUUAUUUCACAUUAGCGAUGUGUAUACAAUUAUUAAGCCUAAACGAUUUCUUGACAAGCCUGAGUUUUAACAGUUCCGUAUGACAAUAAAUACAUCUUCAAGUCUAACCAUCUUUAACUGGAGCCUAAACGUUUCUGUACUCCACGUAAAUAGAAAAGUAUUGAAAUUAGUUGAGAAAUGAAAACGAUGUUGUGUUUUUAUCCAGAUAACUGCAGCUCCACCAUUCACUCGUAUGUCUUUGUCGUCGGCUUUUGCCCUCACCAAUAUGGCGGCGGCAUUGACGUACGAUCCGGCGUACAAUGAGGCGUCUAGUUAAUUUAUAUAUGUCUAUGGUAAAAAUGACCAUGGUUGUCAAAAGUGCCCCAGAACUGUUUGCUGUCCUACUUUCUUCAAAAUAUCUUCCUUUGUGUUUAACAGAACAAAGAAAUUAUAAAGUAAUUUUUCCUACUAUGGUAGUCAGUGGAGUCCGAGAAUGGUUUGUUUGUAAGCAUUCUUUCAAAUAUCAUCAGAACAAAGAAAUUUAAACUCGAAGGUGAGUAAAUGAUAAACAGAAUUUUUAUUUUUGGGUGAACUAUCCCUUUAAUGAACGCUUUUCUGCGUAUCAGUUUUAUGUAGGCCUAGUCACUUUCUGCUUUUUAUACUAAAAUAUACUCUUGCUUGUUUGUGUGUAUUGCAUGUGUGUUUAUUUAUGUGUCUUUUUGACCUUGAAUGGACUGUUACAUGUCUGAAGGGAUGGCCUCUUUCAUUUUGCUACCCAGUGUUGAAAUUUUUGUAACAAACUUUGAAAAAUAAAAUUGUAAUAUUAUUGUCUGCUUUUAGUCAAUGAAUCUAGUGCUUUCUGGUAAUUGAUUGGCAUUAGAAAAAAAAACCUCACACACAUUUUGCUUGAUUUGGGGGUUUAUUUGCAUAAAAGCUAUGUCACUAUUAACAGAAUUUCAUUAGAUUUUUCUUCCUUUUAAAAUGUCAUUUCAGGUGUUUAGAUUGCAGUGGGAAAUCCUGUACAUCCCAGGUUGUGGUAAUCUGUCUGCAUCCUCCACAUUUUAGCAAAAGAUUAGGAACUGCACCAUGAAAUUGCUUUCAGCACAGAUUUUCUGUGUGCAUUUGUUCCUCUUCCUUAUUUAAAUACUUCCUUUAGUGAAUUAGGUGCUAAAAUAACACAGACAGUGUAAAUAAACGCUGCUAUACGUGGGUGCAAUUCUUUCAUAAUUCCCUCCUGAGUCUCUGAAAACCAAGUGACAUUUAUGCAUUGUGUUUGUUGUUUUCCUUCCCCCUUUUCAUAAUUUAGAUCAGUUUUGAUAAAUGGAUCAUCAUAAGCCGUUUUAAAUUAUUUAGCUUUGUAAUUUUUCAUAACUUUGAAAACAGAAUCAACUCGUGCAGUCAUGUCUUUAAUUAACAGCAUGGGAGGUGCAGUGGUAUGUUUUUUAUAUAAUCAUUUUUUUAAAGGGACAGUUCACCCAAAAAUGAAAAUUCUGUCAUGAAUUACUCACUCUCUAGUUGUUCCAAACCUGUAUGAAUUUCUUUGUUUGAUUGAAAGAUAUUUGGACGAAUGCUU